AUGACGAAUGCUCUGUCUGUAGCCGAACUGGCCAUCUAUAUUGCCCUCGCCUUCCCGACAGUAUAUCUCAUCAUCAAACAUGGACGUCAGGGCUUGCUUGGGUGGCUUUUCCUUUUCAUAUUUUGCACUUUGAGGAUCAUUGGAAGUGCAUUGGCAAUCAACAACGCCAGUCCCACCGCGAGUAUCAUCUCUAGUGUCGGACUGUCUCCUCUCCUUCUCGCGGCAAGCGGUAUUCUGCAUGAAGCUCGCAUCUAUCGCAUAUCAGGUCUCGAUCAAAAGCUUGAAUGGGCCCUAUCGCUCUUCUAUCACAUCUUUGUCAUUGGCGGCGUCGCUCUGACUGCGGCUGGAUCUGCAAAGCUGCAAAAGCACCAGCAACCAAUUGAGAAAGCAGAAAAUAUUGUCAAAGCAGGCAUUUCAAUUUUGACAAUCUGCUGGGCAGCAUUGGUCGGGGGAACUUUCAUCUCGUUUGUUACGCCUGCGAGGAAAAGCGCCGGUGGUCGCGCUGGCACAACAUUGCUAAAGACUAUUUCAUUUGCUCUUAUAUUCAUUGGCAUUCGCGUCUUCUACAGCCUCGUCUACCUGUGUACUCAGAAGCAAAAUCUCAACCCGACUACUGGCUCGCUCGCCACCCGCGUGAUUUUGGGCUUCUUGGUUGAGCUUAUUCCUGUCAUUUGCUUGAUUGUUGCUGGGUUCAUAACGCAAAGUGCAUCUAGGAAUUACCGUCAAGAAUGCGAGUUGCCAAUUGCUCAUAAGUCCCCUUCUCCGGUGUCUGUAUCGCAAACUUGA
Molecule: messenger RNA, 786 nt
Organism: Penicillium antarcticum
Lineage: Eukaryota; Fungi; Ascomycota; Eurotiomycetes; Eurotiales; Aspergillaceae
Exons: 3
Coding region: 1-786 (261 amino acids)
Source: RefSeq, a predicted model, not a curated record